AUGUCACGAAUACGGGACGUUUGGGCACCCAACCUGGAGACGGAGAUGGCGAACAUCCGAGAACUCAUCGAGAAGUACCCCUACAUUGCCAUGGAUACGGAGUUCCCUGGAGUUGUGGCACGGCCAAUAGGAUCGUUCAAGACGUCGUCAGACUACCACUACCAGACGAUGCGGUGUAAUGUCGACCUGCUCAAGAUAAUCCAAGUCGGUCUCACGCUCGCGGACGAAGAGGGCAACUUCCCACAAGAGGUCUCAACAUGGCAGUUCAACUUCAGGUUCAGUGCAAACGAGGACAUGUUCGCGCCUGAAUCCAUUGAUCUACUACAGAAGUCCGGCAUAGAUCUACAACGGCAUGAGGAGAUGGGAAUUGAGCCGAAUGACUUUGCCGAGCUUAUGAUUACGUCUGGACUCGUGUUGACCGCGGACACAAAGUGGAUCUCGUUUCACAGUGGCUACGACUUCGGGUAUUUCGUCAAGCUGCUGACAGGCCAGUCAUUACCGACAAACGAGGAGACGUUCUUCGAUGUCCUACAUACAUGGUUCCCCACCAUCUACGACAUCAAGUUCGUUAUGCGAUCAUGCAAAGUCCUCAAAGGUGGUCUCCAAGACGUCGCUGACGACCUUGGGGUACGUGCAUGCCUCGUGAUCUGCCACUUCCGGCAAAGGCUCAUAGUGCUGCUGCAGGUGAUGCGAAUAGGACCCUCACACCAGGCCGGCUCCGACUCGCUCCUCACCGCCUCCACCUUCUUCAAGAUGCGCGAGCUCUACUUUAACGAUAAACUCGACGACCCUGAGUUCAACGGCAAGCUCUACGGCCUGGGCCAGACCUUCACCGUCCAGAACGGCGUCGCGGAGAAUGUUCGCGCGGGUACGGCCGCGACGAUUGCCGAGCGCGAGGACCGCGCUGGGCCGUCUGGCCGCGAGGCCCACAACCAGACCCCAGGUCCGCCUCCGGGCCAUGGCGUCAUGGGCAUGGGAGGUGCGUUGACGACGCCGGUCAUGGCGGGCGCGAUGCCCGCGCAAAUGCCGACAACGCCGUACGGGCCCAUGACGAAUGGCCCGUACAUGCGCACGGCUAUUGGAGUUGGGGGUGGCAGAUAG
Dichomitus squalens LYAD-421 SS1 is the source of this 1101-nucleotide messenger RNA. Its product is annotated as CAF1-domain-containing protein. Gene Ontology annotation, cellular component: P-body; CCR4-NOT core complex; CCR4-NOT complex. The record is from RefSeq and is a predicted model, not a curated record. Lineage: Eukaryota; Fungi; Basidiomycota; Agaricomycetes; Polyporales; Polyporaceae. Bases 1 to 1101 code for a protein of 366 amino acids. Gene Ontology annotation, molecular function: poly(A)-specific ribonuclease activity; nucleic acid binding. The transcript is spliced from 4 exons.